AUGCUGGCCCAGAGAAUCGCUCAGCAAUCGCUGCGGCGGUUGGCCGCCCAGCCCAAUGCUUACCGAUUCGCGGCGCCGGCAGCAAUCGCAACGGGAGCCUUCACCAGCCAGCGAAGACUCGUCGCCGCCCAAGCCGUCCCCGAACACGAAGCCUGCGACAGCAUCCUCGCAAAGCAACGCCUAAACCGCCCCGUAGCCCCCCACCUCGCCAUCUACCAACCGCAAAUCACCUGGUACGGCUCCGCCUUCAACCGCAUCACCGGCUGCGUCCUCUCCGGCGGCUUCUACAUCUACGGCGCCCUGUACCUGGUCGCGCCCGUGCUGGGCUGGCACGUCGAGUCGGCCGUCGUCGCGGCGUCCUUCGCAGCGUGGCCGCUGGUUCUGCAGAUUCUGGCCAAAACGAGCGUGGGCUUCUUCUUUACGUUCCAUUGCAUGAAUGGGAUUCGGCAUUUGACCUGGGAUACCGCGAGCAUGAUCACAAACCAGAAGGUUGCGCAGACGGGGUGGUUUGUUGUUGGGGCUAGUGCGCUGGGUGCGCUUGCGUUGGCGUUUAUAUAA
Messenger RNA from Zasmidium cellare ATCC 36951, 558 nucleotides. RefSeq lists its product as uncharacterized. The transcript has 3 exons. Gene Ontology annotation, biological process: tricarboxylic acid cycle; mitochondrial electron transport, succinate to ubiquinone. The record is from RefSeq and is a predicted model, not a curated record. NCBI's taxonomy places the organism in Eukaryota, Fungi, Ascomycota, Dothideomycetes, Mycosphaerellales, Mycosphaerellaceae. Gene Ontology annotation, molecular function: succinate dehydrogenase activity; electron transfer activity. Bases 1 to 558 code for a protein of 185 amino acids. Gene Ontology annotation, cellular component: membrane.